AUGGAGUUCAGAAUCCCCCAAAAUCAUCGAGCCAUCAUUCUCAAAUCAGUAGAGAAGGAUUUGAGCGGAGUCCAUCUUGAAAGCAUCGCUACACCUAAAGUAGAGGCUGGCAGCGCUAUAGUGAGAAUCCUAAGUGCUGGAGUACUCUCAUACCAGCGCGAUAUCUACGAUGGAACCCGCGACUAUCCUCUUCCCAAGCCGCUUGUUGGAGGCUUUUGUGCCGUCGGCCGAGUAGUCGCACUAGGGCACGAUGCUGUGUCUCUUGAGGUCGGGAAACUUGUGUUUCUGGACUGCGUUAUUCGUGCGCGCGACGACUUGGACGCCAUGAUUCUGUCUGGCAUCUCGGAUGGGUUCAAUGAAAACGCCCAGAAGUUACUGAGAGACGUGUGGCGGGAUGGGCUGUUUGCGGAAUACGCAAAAUUUCCAUUGGAAAGCUGCGUCCCUCUCGAUGAAACAAGACUCUGUCAUGAACUGGGAUAUACAGUUCAAGAGUUGACCUACCUUGGCUAUCUUUUGGUGGCUUUUGGUGGUCUAAGAGACAUUAAGCUUGAGCCUGGGGAGACCAUCGCCAUCUGCCCAGCGACUGGUGGAUUUGGAGGAGCGGGAGUCCAAGUCGCCGUCGCCAUGGGCGCAAGGGUCAUUGCUAUGGGCAGAAAUGAACAAGAGCUGGACCGGUUGAGAAAACAUAUUCUAGGCGGAACCCCGGGUGCCAACAUCGAGACUGUUACGAUUACCGGAGACGAAGACAAAGACUCAGCUGCAUUACUCAAGUUUGGAGCCCUUGAUGCUGUGCUAGACUUUUCGCCAGCUGCAGCGAGUAAGUCGGCGCAUCUGAAUGGCGCAAUCAGGGCUCUUCGGCGCAAAGGGCGUGUCAGUCUCAUGGGAGGCUUUGGCGAUGGACCGCUGCCCAGCUUUCAAAUCAUUGCGAAUGAUAUCACGAUUAAGGGCAAAUUCAUGUACGAAAGGGACGAUAUGACGCAGUUUAUUAGGAUGCUGGAAAGAGGACUGUUCCCUAAAGGGGAGAACUUUGUGAUUCCCAAGAGUUUUUCACUGGACGAUUGGAAAGCAGCGCUUGAUAUGGGGGCUGAGUAUACAGGAGCUGGAAGAUUUGUUGUGAUUACGCCGUAG
This is a messenger RNA of Trichoderma gamsii, 1128 nucleotides long. RefSeq lists its product as hypothetical. NCBI's taxonomy places the organism in Eukaryota, Fungi, Ascomycota, Sordariomycetes, Hypocreales, Hypocreaceae. The transcript has a single exon. The record is from RefSeq and is a predicted model, not a curated record. Bases 1 to 1128 code for a protein of 375 amino acids.